GCUAACACUUGGAAACUUCUACCUCCAAAAUCUGAACACCUCAAUGAUCCUUCUUGUUCCAGAGGAUAGGUCUUCUCCAGUUGUGCCACCAUUCCCCCACAGCCCUGAAUUUCCGACUGCCCCAGGUUGCCUCUAACCCCACCAGGAGAAGAAGAUGGCCCAUGUAGAAUCAGCUGAUAUCUCUGAAAUCACCAGGUCAAUGCUCAGGUACCCACGGCUGAAGGAUACAUACUAUACCAAAGAACUCAAAGAAGCCAUGACUCAUGUUCUGCUGCCCUUGUCCUACUACCAGUCACCAAAGGAAGAGUUUCCCCUAAAACCGGAGUGCUGGAGGCAGCACCGGGGCAAGCUGAACUUAGUUCCUUCCUGCUACUCCAAGAAGUUUGAGAUGUACACACACUGGCUCACCGUGUAUGACCGGCGAAAGGAGCGGGAGAACGAGAAGAUGUUACGGAAAAUGAGAGACAACGCUAGGUAUCUCAAAGAGGACACCCACAUCCCAAACUACUAUCCCCCCAUGAGUAAGUUGGCUACAAGAUACCAGGUGGGAUCCAGACCCUUCGAACCUAUCAUUGACCCCCAGAAGUGGCAAAGAUUAAAGGAACUUACAGAAAUGCUGAAAUCUCCGAGAGAGGAUGAGCAGUUCUAUGCAGCACAUGCUCUGGGGUGCCUGGGCAGCAGAGACAAGUUUGUCAUGGAGGCACUAUGGCAGGUGGCCCACUCUGGUAAAAAGAAAGUGAAGUAUGAGGCCUAUCGAACCCUGGCCAUCCUAGGUUGUUUGAAUAAGCAUGUGAUCCAGGCUUUCAUCAAAGAGUUGAAGGGGAAAAAUGAGGGUCGAAGGAUGGAGACGCUGAUGGGCCUACGAGCAGCUCUGAACUCCUGGGCUGCCGUCCCUAAAGACAAGAGGAUUCAAAUCGGAGAUGAAGAAACUCUAGUGGAUGUGCUGCAGACAGUGAUAAAGAAUUCAUCACAUGAAGCAGCCCUGGAGGCAGCCUUGUGCUUAGGUUUCCUGAGACCUUGCAGCCAAAUGGCCCAAGAGUUUUUGCUGGAGUGCGUGGGCCAAAGGCCCAAGACCCAACAGAUGAAGGCACUUAGGAUGCUGGUCAAGGUGAUGCAUGUCCACUCAGCGGCAGUCAUCACGGCCAUUCUGGACCAGCUAUGUUCUGCUGUUAUCCUUGAGGACCGCUUUGAAGCUAUCCAGAUGCUCAGAAUCAUUGGGUUGGAAAAGAUCCAGGCACAUGGACUAGAGGAAAUCACAUUUGACCUGCUCAAGAGGAAGACACAUAAUGAACCCUUCCAUGCUGUGAGGCAGGCUGUGGCUGAAGCUAUAGAAGACCUCAAGAUGAAGCCUAUGAUGCUGAACUUGAUGGAGGAGCAACUGAUGGAUCCAAAUCCUGCUGCACGCCAAGAAGCAGUCAUUUCUCUGGGCGUCCUGGGGAUCCGUGGUUCACAAGUGUUCUACUUGCUCUUGGACAUGUUAGACACGGAAGAGAACCAGGCUAUGAAGAAAAGUCUACAAGAAACAUUAAUUCUUUGUGCCUCAACUGAUCCCUGGAUCCAAAACAUGCUGAAGAACAAGGUUUUCUAUGUCUAUGAGGCACCUAAGACCAAUGAGAAGACAAAGCCUACAGGAUUCUGGAAGGAACCUGAGAAGCCAGAAGAGUUAAAUAUUCAAGAUUUUCGACUUGCUAAGUUGAACCCUUUGCUUAUUGCCAAGUCCAUCUCCAAGUCAGAUCAGAAAAAAAAAUUGCACACUUUUCCACCCUGUUUCCCUAAACCACAAAAAGAAACGCCAGAGGUCACAGGCCCCUGGGAGCCAGGGAUUAGGAAACAGUUGAGAAUCCUUGCUCAAUCCUCCAAAUAGAUUAGCUCUUUGGGCCUAACCCCCAUUCUCUCCCUGAGGAUGACUCCCGUGCUUCCCUGAAGAAAACAAUCCAUACAUCUUUCCUGAAUAAAGGAAUAUCUCUAUA
Ictidomys tridecemlineatus (thirteen-lined ground squirrel) is the source of this 1970-nucleotide messenger RNA. RefSeq names its product HEAT repeat containing 9 (gene Heatr9). The record is from RefSeq and is a predicted model, not a curated record. NCBI's taxonomy places the organism in Eukaryota, Metazoa, Chordata, Mammalia, Rodentia, Sciuridae.